AUGUGGAACGACUUUUCGACCAAUCCCUUCGGCUGUGUCGCGCCUCCUCACAAACCGGCCGCUUACGACGUCGUCCAAGAGGUGGUGCCAGACGCCGCUUUUAAGGCCCUACCUGAUCAGGCGGCCCCAGAGACCGAGGCUCCCGUGCCCUGUCUGGCUGGGCUGGAAGCUCCUCUUCUCGAGGCACACCAUCCGCCCGAACAAGACGAGGAACUCCAUCAAGACACGACUUUCGGCGUCGGAGCAUCCGUUCCGGAGCCGGCUGAAGCCGGGAAUCGAGCCCCAACACAAAUGGCCAUCACAAAAGUACUGAGUAAUCUUGACUCGCGAUUGGCAAUCAUGGACCGGGUUGCAGAGAAAAUGGAGGAAGAUCAUAGGCGAAAUCAACAGGUAAAGGCGAUCUAA
Molecule: messenger RNA, 405 nt
Organism: Protopolystoma xenopodis
Lineage: Eukaryota; Metazoa; Platyhelminthes; Monogenea; Polystomatidea; Polystomatidae
Source: the annotation of a GenBank genome assembly